Messenger RNA from Antechinus flavipes (yellow-footed antechinus), 986 nucleotides. It is a transcript of the gene CENPA, whose product is annotated as centromere protein A. Lineage: Eukaryota; Metazoa; Chordata; Mammalia; Dasyuromorphia; Dasyuridae. Gene Ontology annotation, cellular component: nucleosome. The transcript has 5 exons. Gene Ontology annotation, molecular function: structural constituent of chromatin; DNA binding; protein heterodimerization activity. The record is from RefSeq and is a predicted model, not a curated record. Bases 212 to 550 code for a protein of 112 amino acids.
AGCCGGAAGUGAUGUAUCUGCUGCGCGAAGUUUGAAUUUUAAGCACUAGAGCAGCGGUUAAGGGGCACCUACCUAGAUGCAGCCAGUGACUCCAGGUCCGAAGGGAGUCCAAACACAUCUGUUCCUGCUCUCCAACUUUCCCCGGCUCUGCUCCGUCAUCUGAUCUUCUCUCCUUCCCCGGACUGUCCCGUGCCUUCCAGAUCGCAGGACCAUGAAACCGGGUCGUCGCAAAUCCACCCCUAGGAAGCGCCUCUCGACCUCGUCUCAGCCCCGCGCCUCCACCUCCACCGCCAUCCCCGCAGGCACUUCUCGCCGCCGCCGCUUUCCCGGUGGACAAAGCCAUCGAGUUCUUAGGGAGAUCCGAAAGCUACAGAAAAGCACAAACCUGCUGAUCAGGAAGGCACCCUUUGGGCGACUAGUUAGAGAAAUAUGCCUCCGAUACACUCGAGGAGUGGACUUUUACUGGCAAUCUCAGGCCUUACUGGCCCUACAGGAGGAUAUCCAGGAGGAGAUACCCAACAGGCAAUUGAUGAUGUGGAACUUCAGUUAAAGGGAGCCAACUUAGAGAUUUGGUUAUCAUCGGAGUAGAGGCGAUACUUGAACCUACAGAACUGAACUGGAUCAUCAAGAUGGGCAGUGUAGAGAAAGAAAGAAAGGGUCCAGGACGUUCCUGAGCUUGGGACAGCUGCGAAGGAACCGUAUUCCAGACAUGGAAGGUAAAGGGGAUCUAGAAGUAGGCAGUGGAAUGGUGAUCUGGAGGCAUAGCAGGCUGAACUAAAUAAAAGUCUUUCAUGGCUUCUACUUUCUUGCUGCUCUUUAACCUCUGCAUUCUGGUUUCUGACCCCACCACUGAACUGAAACUGCUUUCAACCACACAGCAGUGAUUCCACCUGCUUAAUAUAAUUCCAUUUUCUCAGUCUUUAUCCUCCGCAGCCUCUUUGCAGCUUUUGACAUCACUGACCAUGUCUUUCUCCUGAAUUCUUUUU